GAGAAGAUUCUGCUAGAGAUCCUAGAUGCUAGAGGUACCAGAUCAGGAGGAACUAGUUCUGACUAUAUUUGGUGGCAGAACAAGGUAAAACAUCUGAAUCAGGUAUCAAAACCAGGAGAGAAAAAGGAACAUUUACAGGACCACAGAGGAGGACAGAGCAUCAUCUCCAGUACUCCAUUGUUUCUCUCUAAAUACUGACAUGUCUAAAGAUCAUCCUACAGUCUUCAGUAAUGAUCCUGGACAACCAGGGCCAAAAGUUUCACACUGGGAGAAACAGGGGAAUAUCUGGAGGAAGGUGGAAAGGGAAGGAGCAGGGUCUCCGUCGCCCUGCAAUGUUAACCAUUCAAAACCUCUUCCUGUACAACCCAGUAAUUAUCCUGACCCAAGAGAUCUAAGAUGGAGGAAGAGGAGCAAUGCAGAGUGUGGAGAAAGACUUAGAAACAGAGCUGGACCGCCAGAAAACAACCAGAGCAGCUGUUUGGCAGAGGAAAAGCUGUUUGAUGUCCGACCAGAGUUCGUAAACAGGGUUGCUUCAGAUGUCCUGACUCAGCUCCUUGAAAGCCUUCAAAGAGAUCGUGUUUUUACUUCUUCGGAGAAACAGAGAAUACUUGAAAUGAACCCAGUCACAGCAGACAAGGCCCGCUGCAUUAUAGAUAAUGUGAUGAAAAAGGGAGAGGAAGCCAGCAAAACGAUGAUCCAACAUCUUCAGCUCAUAGAUCCUAAACUGUCCUAUCAGCUGUGUUUGUCCUCUUCUUCUUCUGCUCAGCCAGAUGUUAAUAGUCGAUGUCAACAUGACCUUAGAGUGUCUCUGAAGAAGAAGUUUGAAUGUGUCUAUGAAGGCAUUGCUAAAGCUGGAGAGGAAACCUUUCUUAAUGAAAUCUACACAGAGCUGUACAUCACAAAAGGAAAGAGUAGAGAAGUCAAUGAUGAACAUGAGGUCAGGAUGAUUGAAGCAAUAUCCUGGAAAAAAAACAGACCAGAAACAGCAAUCAGGCCAGAAGACAUCUUCAAUCCAUUUGGAAGAAGGGAUCGGAUCAGAACUGUGAUGACAAUGGGUGUGGCUGGCAUCGGGAAAACGAUCUUAACACAGAAGUUCACUCUGGACUGGGCUGAAGGCAGAACCAACCAGAACAUCCAGUUCAUAUUUCCAUUCAACUUCAGACAGUUGAAUGUUCUAAAAGAGGAAAAGUUCAGCCUAGUGGGACUGAUUCAUAAACACUUUAAGCCGGUUAGGGAUGCAGGGAUUUGCAGCUUUGAACAAUUCCAGAUUCUGUUCAUCUUAGACGGUCUCGAUGAGAGUCGACUUCUUCUGGACUUCAAGAACAACGUGACUCUGAAUGAUGUGACAGAGUCCACCUCAGUGGAUGUUCUGCUGACUAACCUCAUCAGGGGGGAACUGCUUCCCUCGGCUCUCCUCUGGAUAACCACGCGACCUGCAGCAGCCAGUCAGAUCCCUCCUGAGUGUGUUCGCAUGGUGACAGAGGUCAGAGGUUUCACUGAUCCACAGAAGGAGGAGUACUUCAAGAAGAGGUUCAAAGAUGAAGAGAAGGUCAGCCGGAUCAUCUCCCAUGUUAAGAGAUUAAAAAGUCUCUUCAUUAUGUGUCACAUCCCAGUCUUCUGCUGGAUCACUGCUGAUGUUCUGGAGGGUCUGUUAGAGACCAGAGAUGGAGGAGAUCUGCCCAAGACCCUGACUGAGAUGUACAUCCGCUUCCUGAUGAUUCAGAGUAAAAAGAAGGAAGAAAAGUAUCUUAGAGGAGCUGGAAAAGAUUCAGACAUCAGGAAGAUGCUUCAGUCUCUUGGAAAACUGGCAUUUAAGCAUCUGCUGAAAGGAAACCUGAUCUUCUAUAAACAAGACCUGGAAAAGUGUGGCAUCAACAUCAAAGAUGCUUCUUGUUUCUCAGGAGUGUUCAAUGAAAUCUUUAAAAAGGAGAAAGGGAUGGACGACACCUCAGUCUACUGCUUUGUUCAUCUGAGCUUCCAGGAGUUUCUGGCUGCAGCCUACAUGCUCCAGUGCUUCACCAGCAGAAAUACAAAAAAACUCAGGAAGUUCUUUGGGUAUUUAUACAUCUGCCCAUCUCUGGAGGAUUUCCUGAAGAGAGUCAUGGAGAAAUCCCUCAGCAGUAAAAAUGGCCACCUGGACCUGUUAGCUCGCUUCCUUCAUGGCCUCUCAGUGGAGUCCAACCAGAGCCUCUUAGGAGGCCUGCUGGGUUGGAGAAAAAACAGUGCAGGAACCACACAGAGGGUCAUAAACAAUCUGAAGAAGAUGAACACUGAUAUGAUCUCUCCUGAUAGAAGCAUCAACAUUUUCCAGUGUCUAAUGGAGAUGCAGGACCUCUCAGUUUAUCAGGAGAUCCAACAAUUCGUAAAAUCGGGGAAGGAGCUCUCAGAGAUCCAGUGCUCAGCUCUGGCCUACAUGCUGCAAAUGUCAGAUGAGGUAUUGCAUGAGUUGGACCUGAAGAAGUACAACACAUCAGAUGAUGGACGACGUAGACUGGUUCCAGCUGUGAGGAACUGCAGAAAGGCUCGGUGA
Molecule: messenger RNA, 2530 nt
Organism: Cyprinodon variegatus (sheepshead minnow)
Lineage: Eukaryota; Metazoa; Chordata; Actinopteri; Cyprinodontiformes; Cyprinodontidae
Product: protein NLRC3-like
Exons: 6
Coding region: 200-2530 (776 amino acids)
Biological process (GO): regulation of apoptotic process
Source: RefSeq, a predicted model, not a curated record